Molecule: messenger RNA, 534 nt
Organism: Helianthus annuus (common sunflower)
Lineage: Eukaryota; Viridiplantae; Streptophyta; Magnoliopsida; Asterales; Asteraceae
Exons: 2
Coding region: 1-534 (177 amino acids)
Molecular function (GO): nucleic acid binding
Source: RefSeq, a predicted model, not a curated record
AUGGUAGGGAAAAGUCGUAAAGAUUGGUCGGACAAGCUUGAUGAUGCUUUGUGGGCAUUCUGUACCGCCUACAAAACACCUUUAGGGACUACAUCGUUUAUGAUCGUCUACGGCAAAGCUUCCCAUCUCCCGGUAGAAUUAGAACACCGAGCGUAUUGGGCUCUUAAAACCGUGAAUUUAGAUCUUACCCCCGCGGCUAGGAGAAGGUAUUUCCAAAUCCAUGAGUUAGAAGCCCUUACAGAUGCGGCGUAUAAGCGUUCUUUGAGUGUCAAAGAGAAAAUGAAAUCGUUGCAUGAUCAAAAGCUUAAAGGGUUGAAGGAAUUUAAAAUUGGUGAUAAAUUGAAGUCGAAGUGGGCGGGACCGUAUGUUGUGAAAGAAGUGUUUCCGCAUGGUGCGAUUGAGUUAUACAAUAAAGCUAGUGAUAGUUCAUGGAAAGUGAAUGGCCAUCGUUUAAAGCAUUAUUUAGGAGGGCCGAUUGACAACAUCGAGAAGGAGGAAACUCCUCUCGAAGAUCUUCCGAACAUCACCGUUUAG